This is a messenger RNA of Arabis nemorensis, 945 nucleotides long. Lineage: Eukaryota; Viridiplantae; Streptophyta; Magnoliopsida; Brassicales; Brassicaceae. The record is from the annotation of a GenBank genome assembly.
AUGAUUUUCGUUGGGUUACACAACUUACAAAGAUCAGCUUCCUUCUUCCUCCUCGCCGUCGAUCAGCUUCCAUCGCCACCGUGUCGCCGUCGAUCAGCUUCCUUCUUCCUCCUCGCCGUCGAUCAGCUUGCAUCUUCGACGGGUCGCCGUUCAUCAAUCUCUUAUCUACUCGCCUCAGCUUCGACAGUUGCUCUUUCGCUGAUUGUUAUCUGGGUGGCUUCUUUAUGCAAGAUUUUCUUCGGAGCAACAUUUAGUUCCAAAGCUGCAAUUCUUGGUGAAACUCCUCAGAAGAAAAAUGUGAUGUUCGUUAUCGCACAUCCUGAUGAUGAGUCAAUGUUCUUUUCUCCAACAAUAAACUACUUAAGUUCCAAUGCCUACAACCUUCACAUAUUAUGCUUGUCCACUGGUAACGCCGAUGCUAUGGGAAGCAUUAGGAAAGACGAGCUGUAUCGGGCAUGUGCAGUGCUCAAGGUUCCACUUCAACAGUUAAAGAUUCUGGACCAUCCAAAUUUGCAGGAUGGUUUUGGACAAGUAUGGAGCCACGAUUUGUUAGCGAAUAUCAUCGAAGAAGAAGUCACUACACACGAUAUCCACACGAUCAUAACAUUUGAUAAUUAUGGUGUUUCGGGUCAUUGCAAUCACCGUGACGUGCACCAUGGAGUAUUAAAUUUCCUGCAGACUAAUUCAGGAAGAAAUAUCAAAGCUUGGGAACUUGUAAGCCUUAAUAUCUUUCGCAAGUACUGUGGAUCUGUCGACAUUUGGCUGUCAAUUCUAUCCACCAAUAAAGAUCUAAGCAAAGUAAUCAUCAUAAACGAGCAGCCUCGGAAAAGCUUCAUAGCAAUGGCACAACAUUUAAGCCAAUGGGUUUGGUAUGUCUCCUUCCCCAAAUAUGACCUUAUGUUCUUAUCUCUGACCAUGAUGAAUGUGAAGCAUGAUAAGAACUGA